Messenger RNA from Prorocentrum cordatum, 3330 nucleotides. Lineage: Eukaryota; Dinophyceae; Prorocentrales; Prorocentraceae. The record is from the annotation of a GenBank genome assembly.
GCCGUGGCCAUGGCCACCGCUGGUUCUGCGCGCGCGCGCAAGCGCGCCGUGUCCCGUGUCGCUGAGGCUCUCGCUGUCGAUUCCGACGAGGCCGAUGGCUCGGAGCGCUCCAACCCUGAGGAGAACGACGACGAGCUUUUCCAGGAUGUUCGGCAGCGCGGGCGUGCAGCCGUCAAGGUCCUGAAGGUCGAUGCGAAGCCGAAGGCGAAGCCGUCGGGCAAGUUUCGCGUCUGCGGCCGAUCAGGCUGCUCCAAGAAGGAGACGGCCGACAUGCGGUUCCCAGAUGCGUCGAUCGCUGCGUGCGAGAGGUGCUACUACCCGUGGGAGUGGGCCUGGAAGGAGAAGCAUCCCAGCUGGCCGAAGUUCUGCCAGCAGCUCAACCAGGAGAAGACCUUGAACGACCAGUUCGAGGUGUCCGCGGAGUGCGCGGAGGACGCGCGCAACAAGGCUUUCGACGAGGAGAGCGUCGACAUCGUCUCGCGAUGCGGCUUCAGGAUGGCGCACCACUUCAGGGUUUGGAAGGAGCAGCCCUUUCGCGAGGCCACCUCCAUGCCCGCUGACGUCGAGCCCAAAGAUCUGGAUCUCAAAGCUUCAUCGAUCAAGUUCCCUUCGGGCGCUAGCGUGGAUGGAUAUGUGACGGUGAACCCUGACAAGCCCUUCGUCGACGUGGACAGGAUUGAGGAGUACUUCGUCGAGAGGCGUUCCCAGUCGCUCACCGAGGCGCGCCAUGUCCUCAGGGAUCAGGGGAAAAAGAUGUUCAAAGCCGAGAUCUCGACGCUCAAGGCCAAGAUGCCCACCGCCAUUCGCGGCAGGACCACCCCUCCGACGCUGGGGUCCAUCGCGUUUGAGGCCAAGGUGAAGAGCGACGGCAAGGGGGGCAUCCAGCCUCAGCAGCAUCCAGGCGGCGGCCCUUUCGUUAACCAGGGCAGCCGUGGGCAUGCUGCAGACAGUGCAGCGGACAGUCUCCCAGCAUCCGUGCCCGAGGACUCUGGCAGCGGCGUCGCGGCCGCGGGUGGCAAGGCCGCCAGCUCCGCUGGUGGCAUGGAGGCCUUAUCGAAGCCCAGAUCGCCAGCGGCUGCCGACGAGAUGGAGAGGAUCAGGCAGCUCGAGACCGAUUGCGACAUCGCGAAGAUCUUGGAGGGCUACAAGCUCGGCGAUAGGGAGUACGCCGUCACACGCUUCAGCCCGAAGCAACCCAAUGCCAAGGAUAGGAGGGACGCGCUGAUCGAAGUCAUCGAGACGGCGAAGCAGAUUUCCACGCACAACAUGCACAACCUCAGGGGCAAUAACGAUUUGAAGACGAAGUACAUCAACGAGCUGAAGAAAAACAACGUGAAUUUCCAGAGCUGCCCGAAGUGGUGCCGCACUCUGGUUUCAGAGACCCUCCAUGCCAACUUAGACUUGGAUGCAGUGUGGGACAUCAUCAACCCGUUCGCUGAGGCGGAAGAUGGCCCUGUUAAGUUCGACCCUGCUUGCCCGAAGCUCUCGGGAGUUGCCGAUGAACUGGAUGUGACCAUCAAUAUCGCAAGGGACCACGCCUUGAACUACCUGCUCAUCCCGAUCAUCCAGAAUAAGACCGAUCAGCUGGAUACUGCCAAGGGGCUCCGAAGCACCUUGAGGGAGUGUGUUCGUGCUUCACUUGGGCUGCCACAGGAGAUCAAGAAGUUCUACAAGGACAUGCAGGUCUGCGCGGCCAUCCUGGACACGAUCUCCGACCACUCUGCGGAGGCCGUGGCCUCCAUCGAGGUCGACUUGGCUGACUUUCGGAAGAUGCUCCACGGCGACUAUGACAAGGAGUGGUCGUCGUUCGCUCGCGCUUUGGACUCGGACGAUUACUGGAGGCAGGAGAAGAUAGAGUGGCGACGCGCUUCUCAAGGUGACCUGCAGGAGAUGGAGAAUAUAACGAUGACCAGGCAGUCGCUCGAGGGCGAGGUCUCCGACGUCACGGUGUUCACCAAGACCGUAGCGUCCCUGAUGAAGUGGUUCACAAUAUGCAGGUCUUCUACUCCGACCCCCGCCAUGCAUGAUUUUUUCUCUGCGGCCGAGCAGUUCAUGGACCGUCACGCCUUGCUAACGGACGAGGAGAACGCGCCGAAGAUGGACCAGUUCAAUUCCUUGCUCACAGGCCUUCUCGAGCUCGACAACUGCUUCUCGAAGGGCGAGGCCCGUGAAGGGGUCACCAGGACUUUCGGGCCUCGGCUGCACCGCUUAGUGGAGAGGGUUCGGGAGCUGCAGUCUCAGGUGUCCAAGUCUGUCUCGUCGAGCGCGAUUUUGCAGGCCUUGCAGAAAGCGGCGGUUGUCGAGAACAUGAGCGCUCAGGCAAAGAUCGUCAAUACCGAGCUCGGGCAGUUGGGAAGCGUCAGGUUCUCCGACCCACCACACCUGAGCAUCAUAUUCAAUGCUGUGGACGCCAUGGCCGCUACCGCAUGCAAUAACAUCAAGAUGGAUACGGCGACAGAUAUCGACGACUUUCUCGUUGACGAGGUGGCCGACAUGUUGGAGCUAACCACGAAGGUGUGCGACCUAGCGGAGUGCGACGACGAGGAGCAGCGCAUCAACGGCGCUGCUCGCCGCGUGAAGCUCAUGACGAUUGUCUUGAACACGACUCGCGCCCUCAAGGAGCUGGUGCAAUUCGGAAAUGCAGCUGAGCAGGUUUCAAACACGGAGGGCACCAAAGCAUACCAGUGCCUGAAGGGCACCGUCGGGGAGCUCAAAAAGAUGUGCAGCCUGAUGGAUGACCAGCCUGGAGGGACCCACGGCAACUUCAUCAGCAUCGCUCAGAUCAAAAACAAGUUCGAGUACCUCUUGGCCACGGCGGCGGGCACGACACUGUCCUUCGAGAAUGCCGACAUCGACUCUACCCUCGCCGACGCCACCGAGUAUCAGAACAGGUUGAAAUCCAUCGUCAGUUUUGGCAACGUUGAUCGUGGCUGGAGGGCAGGCCUCGACGACAGUGCAGAGUGGACGGCGGUGGUCAAGCAUGCUCGCUCGACGGUCUUCGCAACGAAAGGCUUGGCGGCCAAGGUGGGCUCCGCCAUCGCGGCCCUGGAGAAAGCCAUCACCAACGUCCGCGACACCUGCAAAUCCUACGAGCAGGACGGCAAGUGCGACGAGAUCGUGAGGGCAAUGGAGAAGACGAUCCACCUGGCAAGGCUCACGCAGAUGGAGGCCGCCGCCAUCCAGAAGAUUCGCGAUAACGAGAGCUCCAGUACUGAGGUGAGGGCCACGGCCAUCCAGAACGUGCUGGACGUCCUCCCAGAGAACGGCAUCGCCCAGAACGAGUUCCACCUGGCGGCGCAGAAGAAGCUGAACGAGGCCAUGCGGGCCUGA